Messenger RNA from Mesocestoides corti, 3576 nucleotides. The record is from the annotation of a GenBank genome assembly. Lineage: Eukaryota; Metazoa; Platyhelminthes; Cestoda; Cyclophyllidea; Mesocestoididae.
AUUUUAUCCCCUGUUAUCCGAGCCCGAGACUCCUCUGCCCUCCCUCAGCACGACCUUCAGCUGCAGAAGGAGGAUUCGCCUACGACAGGGUAUCACAGUCAGCUGCAGCAGCAACGUUUUCGACAGCGCCCGAAUGUCUCCGAAACAGCCAACCCACCAUCUCUACCUCCUGCCUUCAAUCAGGCAACGUCGCAGCACGAUCGAAUCUCUAUUUUUUUGAGCCUCUUGUUGCCUGAGGCCAUUCGUGAGAUCAAGGAGGCUGUAUCCGCCGAGCCAGACAUGGUGGCCCAGCGAGUCCGCGCUAUUGUGACUCGUCAUCUUGGACCAGAGAUCCUGUCCAAGUUUUUCUCCAACCAACUCACCACUUCCUCAUCCUCCUCCUCGUCUUCCAUUCAUCUUACACGUUCAUCCUCAGACGCUUUGGACUCGAGAUGCUGCCAGCAUCUGGCUGAAAAGUUUCAGCAACAGCCUUCACAUCCGCCUGCGCCUUCGUUGCUGAAGGAGUCUCCUACCGGGCCCGCCCCAGUCUCCACCGCUCCCCAGCAGCAGCCCCACAAGCGGCCUUCAUUGGUGCAGGAAUUAAGUGUCACCUCCGACGGUGGUCCGCCUCCGACUCCACUCCUUUAUAGUUCUCACGCCAACAAGAAGGACCACCCCCCGGCCGGUUCAGUCGUCUAUGGGACGAGGCAGCGCUUAGGAUGCUGCCAGCAGUCGCAUCAUCAGCCUCUCUCCACACUUACUGCGUCGUCUGCACAAACAUCGGGCACAACGACUCCCACUUCCUUUGACUCAAUGGCGAGUAGUAGUCCCUGGAUUGCGGUUGGUCGCCAGCCGCCACCAGCUCGAAAGCACACAAUAUCCGUCUCUUCUGCCUCCUCAUCACAGGAGAUUCACUCCACUGCUGGAGUUCUUGAAUCUCUCUUAAUGGGUGGGGAUGUGCAGGACGUCAGAUUUAAGAGAACAUCUGGCUCUAAUUGUUGCGGACGGCAUCGCAACUCGUCGGAGGUGAUGGUGGACUCGCGCAGUACGGAAUUUCGCCAGACCUUGUCAAACAGCGGUCCCUCGUCAGCCUGUUGCCAAGCUCCGAAGUUAAACUCCUUCACGCUGUUUGGUCUGGAGAAUGAAGAGUGGCCCGGUGUGACACCAAGCAGCCCCAACGGACCACGUGCGGCGAAUCCAAGCUCUACCUCCCAAGUGUUCAUGAGCCCCAAUUCCUCGUCGUCUUCUUGCUCCUCCCUGGCGCACCUAUUGAGACACGGUUGUCCUUUGGCUCCUGCUGCAUCCUUCAACGGCUCCAAUGCCACUUCUGUCGCGUCCACAGCGUCCUCCGAGACCCUGACGAGCCUUGCUCCAUCCGUCCCAACGGCGUGCUCUGUGCGAGCUAACCGUCUAGCCGUGGCAGUUCCUUCCACUUCAUCUCUCACGCCAACCUCCACAACUGACGAGAAAUCAACAUCGAGGCCACUCGAUCGUCCACUCUCCGUCAUUGUGGAUCCCCAGAUGAAUCUCGCCAAACCAGCGCAUCAAUUGCAGCAUUAUGAUGUUGGACAACAGUCCUCUGUAUCAUCAAAGUCGCUGAACUCGCUACAAUCAAACCUACCACCCCCGCCUCACCCAAAGGAGGCCCUCCUAGCACAGGAAAACAGCCAGGUCCAAUUUCAAAGCACCACCGCUAGAGAAACGAGCCGCAAACCCAACGUUCGGGAUACCAGUGAGGAUGAAGACGCCGCCUUGGCUAACUCCUCUCUCUGUCGUCUUCUGCAGGGUCCUGAUCCGCGUUGGGAGACGGUCACAGCGGAAGUGGAGAGUGCUGCUCAGGAGGACGCUCCCCCGCCUCCUCCUCCGCCACCUCCCUCCUUCUUCGAAAUCCCGCCUGCAAUGCUUGCUAGUGGCGAAGGGGAGCCCAAGCGGGUGCGGUAUGAUUCUUGUCCUUUGACAAAAAAAGAGCCAAUGUCCGUGCCAUCACCAUCACCACAAGUUGACGUGCCAAGAGCACUGACAGGUUGUAUCGGCGGUCGAGCUGACUCUGCUAAAUCCCACAGAGCAUCGAGUUCAUCGGCGCCUCCAUCCGCGAUUCAUACGGUCGAAGCACCCAUUUCUUCGCCUGCGUGGCCCCUGAUUGAGAAGCGCCCGUCCCGCCGCCUCAUCAGCCACUCCGUCUCCACCGCGUUGACAAUCUCGUGUAGUUUUGUCGUCGAAGACUUUCGAUUUGGAGUCUCCUGCGAGAGGGAGGGCGCGGGCUCCUCCUCAAAUUACGAAAGAAACCGACAAGCCGCCGCGGUGGCUGCUGCGAGAAUUGCGGAGGAAGCAGCAAACCAACGCAAGCAACUUCCAAGUUCGCGCCACUUAUUUGAAAGACAGCGUCUCUUGUACCAGCAAAAUGUGGGUCAAGUUACUGCUUACCACUCGACGAGCCACCAUCAUUUGAAUAAUAUGCACCAGCGAAGUUAUGCCUAUGGUAAUCGUGGAAGUGACCAAUCCCCUGGAACCGCACUCGUCCAAUGCGCAAAAAAUGCGUUCCACGACUAUGCCCCUUCCACAACAACCUCUGUGCCAAGCCAGAGGCCUCCUUUGGAGGACUUUUCUAGACGCAUGAAGGAGGUCGCACCAAAUGUCCGCGUCUCCCCAACUGUCUAUCACCCUCCGAACUCGGCUUUGUAUGGUGAUCACCAGGUGGCUCACAUAGCGCCGGCGCACGAUUACUCGGGCGGGCAUUUGGCACCAGUUAGUUACGAAUACCAGGAGCCAGUACCAACUCCACCUUCUCCCCAUGCGGAUCAUCAGAGGCCCCCCGCUCUGACUCCUCCGCACUACGAAAAUCCCCAACUGCCUUCUCCGUACCACCAGCCACAGAAACCACCACUUUGCGCCUCACGACUGCCCUCAGUCCAACCUAAGACAGCGAAUCACCCGCAAUCUCAGUCCCAUCAACGGAAACCACGGCUAUCGCGUCUAUCUUCACCACAGUCUCCGCACGUUUCUGACACCUGUGGUUACCCUCCUGAGGGCUCCUACGUCAGUCAGUCGUUUGAACAGAAACAUCUGCAUUCCUCGUCUCCAGUCUCGCAAUCGCUUCAACAACAACAACAACCACCUUACUCAAGUAAGGUAAAGGCCGGCUUGCGUGAAAAAGUGACCAGCCGUUGUCAAGCGAGGAACACGAACACCAUGACAGUCGGACUCCUCACCGGCUCGACCCUUGCAUCCCAAUCGUCCCCACCUAUGGCUGCCGGACAGAAACGUCCCAUCCCAUCAACCAGCCACAUUUAUCAUCCCCACCACCAGCCAAGCGAGCAACAGAUGUGCUAUGCAGGACCCCUGCCAUUGGAGCCCUACAGGUGCUACGGCCAACCUCCCGCCACGCCGGCGUCAAUUCCUGAGCCCCAGCAACAAUUUGCACAGUAUCCCAUUCGGUCGGCGGGGUUGGCCAAGUCUCCCUUAUUUGAUCCCGAAUUCGCCUCGUCCGGGGGUGGAAGCAGUGAGGAUAUCCAGCUGACUGCUGACAUCGUUAAUGAUGUACUCGAGUGUGAGUCAUUCCUUUUUGUCUCAUCAUUGUUUCCUCAUUUGGGCAUUUAA